This is a messenger RNA of Wyeomyia smithii (pitcher-plant mosquito), 32150 nucleotides long. RefSeq names its product mushroom body large-type Kenyon cell-specific protein 1 (gene Eip93F). Bases 2796 to 7439 code for a protein of 1547 amino acids. The transcript has 10 exons. Gene Ontology annotation, biological process: regulation of transcription by RNA polymerase II. Gene Ontology annotation, cellular component: nucleus. NCBI's taxonomy places the organism in Eukaryota, Metazoa, Arthropoda, Insecta, Diptera, Culicidae. The record is from RefSeq and is a predicted model, not a curated record. Gene Ontology annotation, molecular function: DNA binding.
UCCUGAUGCCUUUUUUCCCUCUCUAUCUAUCUGAUUCUUGUCUUGUAGAAAGCUCUUUACUUCACCCGAUAUAUUAAAUGAUGAAGUAAAGGGUAACGCUUCCCAAAUUUGCGAAUCCUCGAGGGAUAUCGAGUGGUUUAAUCCUUGUGUAGGAAUUACCACUUCGAUAUAAUAGUCUGAGUUUCGUCUUUGCCUCUUAUUUUCUUUUUCUGGGAUUAUCGAAGUUCCCUCUAAUAUUCUAAUGGAUUGCUCUACUUUGGUUUUUACAAACUCAAAGUCAUCUGUGAGCUUGUUCCAAUCUUUGUCCUUUAGUCUUUUAUCAUAUUUAAGGACUAAAGAUUCGAAUUCUUCUAGGUGAUCCCUCAGGAGUUCUUUUUUCGUUAGAAUUCCUUGAAGUGAUCUUGCCCUAUUUUUGCUUUUGAGUAGAUUUUUAUAUUCCCGUUCAACGUAUUCCUUGAUCUCCUCUAAUCUGGUCAUUGAAUCCUGCUUCCAGCAGCAUAUUAUUUGACCUUAAAAAGAGAAAGGAGAUAUUUGUAGGGAUACCGAGAGUUUUUUCCAAUUUUUAGAUUGUUUGGGUCUUUUUGCUCUAUUCUCCCCUUUUCAUACUUAUGGGAUUAAGUAAUUUUAAUGUAUUUGUGGUACUAAAUUUAGUCCAGUAUCGGCUGAACGUGCUAACUGCCUUCAAUCGUGCAUGUCUUUAUAUGUCUUGGUAUUGGGUAUAGAACCUUUUUGUUCUAUGUGUAGUCUUUUCAUACCACGGCUUUGUUUAAAUUGUGUGCGACGUGCUUCGCUUCGUUCGAAUUGUGUUCCCCUUGCGGCUCUGCGUGAAUUGCUUAGUAUGCAAUUCUUAAGUCGUUUUGGUCGCUACUCCUGGAGUACCACUUUCAUAGUGAGUGUUGCAUGAUGGGCUUUGCUCCGAUGAGUAUGUGUCAAAUUUGUAAUUUUAUUGCUAAUAUUUUAUUAUCUUUUCUAGUGGAAUUCCCCUAUUAUUAUUAUUUAUAAACCCGUCGGGGCUCUAGACGAACUAAACAACACCAAUAGUCUUGCAAUUUCUUCUAUCUGUUCUCAAAUUAUGCAUUUGUGAAGAAACAUUUCCCUUUAAUAUAUAAAGAUAAUUAUAUUAUUUUUUUUUUUUUUUUCUUUCCCUCUAAGCGUAGUUCCUAAUUAUGCCUUGACCACUCUUUAUUGCCGUUUGUGUUUCAACCGUGAAAAUUAAUUUUGGACUUUUAUUUUUUUCAUUACUGGCUCAAUGUGCCAUUUGUUUGACGGUCAAGGUCUCGCGUAGCUACUAAGCUUUGCAAUUAUUGACGUAGGUCAUGAUGAAGCUUUAGUUUUCUUCUUCCCACUUUUGUUCGCAAUAAUCGCAUACUCAUAUGCGUUCCGCGAUUAUUGCUGUAUCGGAGACGUGAUUAAUCCUAUACAAUUUGGCGAUGCCUGUCAUCAGUGGAUUAAUAUUUGUGUCAUCAUCUAUCUUGUCAUCUUGUCACUUGUCAUCUUUUGUGAUAUUUAGCUGUAAAAGUUAAAUUCAUGUAAUGAUGUGAAAUAACAAAAAUUUGAUCAUGUAUUAGUAAACUAAAAGAGAGAGAGAAAAAAAAAACGUUCCUGUUUCGAACCUUAGAUCCUCUGAUCUUUGGUUUCGCUGUUUACUUUGAGUCCAGUUGUGAGGAACUCGAAUGAAAAGGUAUUUUAUUGAUGUUAUUUUAUGUGAUCAACUCACGUGUUUGACCCACUGUGAGUUGAUAUAUUUUUAGGUUUCCAUUCCAAUUGGAAAAUUUUCGAUGGACUUGAUUCACUGGUAUGUGUGAAACCGUGUCAAUCGACUAAUAAAAAUGCAAUUAUGCAUUAUUGAUUGUCGUCAUUCUUAAUUUGUUUCGGUAUGGGCAGUACGGGUCGGUACCCCUGGUUUUUUUAGUUUGAUUUGUUCAUUAAAUUAAAAAAAAAUUCUGAGGUUAUCUUAGUGGCGUGUGACUAGCCACGGAUUAGAAUGUAGUGUCGUAGUAGUGGAAUAUUCUGUGCCAGAAAGUGGAAUAUUCUGUGCCAGAAUAGUGUGGUGAACAGUCCGCUAUGGCGGUGAGGUUGGAUGGGUUGAAUCCUGUUGCUGGUUCCAGUGCCCUGUGAGCUGCUCCCUGUCCGUGGGAUCUAUUGCGAUUGGAUUUCGAAAACUUGAAUUCGCGUAACACUGGUCAACAGUCGAUCUCGGAUUGUUAUUAUUGUUCCUCUAACACUUUCACUGUUUCUUCUUCUAAUCCUUUUUAUUUGUUCUUUUAGGUUUCGACCAUCUUCGAGGAGGAGCCCUUAGAAAUAUUGGACUUGCACGUUUCGUGGCAUUCACUUUCGUUGAUUUGGGUCUGUUUUUCCGAUACGUCAAAGUCACUUAAGCACUCAUUCCAACGUUACGGCAAAAUUUUCACACCAACCUGAAAGUGCAGAAAACCCAACGGAAAAUUUGUAAAAAGUGUAAAAGUGCUAACCCAGCAGCGAAUCGGAAGAAAAAUAUCUACCUACUAGCUACGGAGAGAAGAGCACGUCGUUGUGAGUGAGUGAACAUCGUCAGACAUUCCGCGUCCGUCCCCGCAAUGGUGGUGCCCUUGCCGAAUGCUGCACCGUCAGUGGCGCCGGAAGGAACGUGAAUCACUUGUUGCAUUUCCCAAUCGGACCCCCAGGUGGAAGUGAAGCAACAGUUUGUGCAAAAGUGUACCCUUUAGUGACACAGUAACAACAAACACUUUCACAGACACACACACACACACACACAAACACGUCCACAGACAGUGACGGAGCUUGUGGUUGCCACCAUGGCGGACUGUUCGUACGCGCGGUGCAUCCAGGAACGGCGCUACAUCCGGCGUGAGCUGGCCAAGUGGACCAAGAACAUGGUGCAUAUUGUCGGACUGGAACGCGUUGCUGAAGAAUUGAUGGGACGCAGGAAAUGGAAACACUAUCAGGACGUCCUAACGCGCCAACAGUUAAACCUACUGGAUCCGAGCACGAACACCGUGGCCGUGGACGACGACGAUCUGCUCAACAGUGCAGCAGCGGCCGUGGCCAGCGGUGUUGCCAGCAACACUGUUCCAUUUACCCCCGCACUGGUAGCGGCAGCGGUCGGCGGAAAUCUCCUAGACCAAAAAGGCGCCGCCACGAUUGUACGCAACGGACACUGUCAGCAAGACGGAGAACUAGAAUCCAAACUAGCAACAACCAACAAUCAACAAGUAGCAGUCGCAGCAGCAGCGACAGACAAACAACAAGCAGAUCACCACCUACUAGCCGAAGCAGCUGCUGUAGCGACAACCAGGAAGAAUCAUUUCAAUGAGAACGAUACGAAACCAACGGCAACGGUGGCCACUCCUUCUCCUCCGGCUACUGCUACCCACCAGCAUCCGGUGGCAGUAACACUCAACAACAACAACAACAAUCAUCAUCACCACCCCCACCUUCAAAACCCGACCCAGCUGGCGGAGGCGAAAAAAGCCAGAUCCGAUCUGGAUCGACAGGAGGACCCAGAGGAGCAGCAACAACAACAACACCAGCAGCGUGAGGACGCAGCCACCCGAGAGGAUUUGCGUCUUCUCGGGACGCCAGCCGACGGCAAGAUAGUAAAUUCCGUUGCCUCGCCAGCCCUGUCCUGUUCGUCGUCAUCGUCGGCGGCAUCGUCGUCCUCGGCUUCGUCGACGGCUUCGACAACCACGACGGCAACGGCCACUACGGCGACCCUACUAUCACCGUCUGCUGCCGGUGCUGGUGCCGCCGGUGCCGAGCUUGACGAUCGGAAGGAGCUGCUAGCCGGCAAACUAGCAAUCAAACUGGAACCAACAGCAGAAAAUCAAAACAAUUCACCAGCCACUGCGGAGCAGAAUAAACUUAUCAAGCAGGAACAUUGUAACAAUUUACUAAGCAGUAAAAUCAUCAUCAACAACAACAACAGUGCAACAAACAACAACAACAAUAAUAAUAUUUCAAGCGGUAACCUAGGCGACAACGGUGGUCGCUCAGUUCUGCCAGCGGCGGCCGAUGAAGAAAGUACAACAGACGCUGGAGGCGACGGCGGUAGUUCGAAGCUUCCGCGAUCGCAGCCUCCGUCGCCGGUAGACUGGAAACCACAAGACAAGUGUUACUUCUGUGUCGACGGUAAACUGCUUACGGUGAACGAAGCCGGCGAACUGGUGCCGGAAUCCGGCGUCGGCGCCGGAGGAUCGAACGUCCUGCCGAAAACCGAACUGGACCUAAAUCACGGGGUGUUAAAUGACAGCGACAGCGAUUCGAGCGACAGCAGUGAACCGGACCUUCGUGCCGUGGUGGGACGGCCGGGCUCUGCCUCGACGAAAUCGCUGGCAGCACUGCUGCGAAGCGCCAGCGGUGUGCCCCCAACGAUGACCUCGCUGCAAUCGAUGGCGGCCCAGUUUGCGGCCGUCGCUUCACUUCAGGGCAUUCAACCGGGUCUGGCACAGCUCUACAAUCCUCUUUGGUACUCCCAGCUGCAACAGCAGCUAUCCCCAUCGGGCAGUACGGAGACGGCCGGCGUUGGUUCAGCGGCGGAAAAAGGUGAAGGUACCGUUUUGGGACCCGGCGGUGAACAGCCACUGGAUUUGAGCGCUAAACCGGGCACAUCCGGUCUGAAUGCCGGGCUGAUGAUGAGCAUGAUGGAUCCGAAGCAUAUCUACAAGCCAAAACCGCGCCUCUCGCCGAUUGGUGGCCGUCGAACUUACACCGAGGAUGAGCUGCAGAGUGCUCUACAGGAUAUACUAAACGGUAAGCUUGGUACGCGCCGGGCAGCCGUCCAGUACGGAAUACCCCGGUCAACACUGCGCAAUAAGGUCUACAAACUGGCGAUGGAGCACAAGCGGGAAAUGCUGCACAACAUGUCGCUGGCGGCGCUGGUGGACGACGACGACGAUAAGGAUUCGCUAGAGGACGAAGGCAAAGACGAUAGCUACUCGAUGAAGCUCAAUCAGCAAGCGUUUGCCGAAGCGUAUCUACGAAUGUACCGAGGCAGCAGUAGCACUCCGAAGCUGGAACCCAGCUCGAACCCGGCAACUCCACCCCAGCAACAGCGAACGCCGGAGCCACCACUGCUGAAACCGAUACAAUCCCAAACACCUCAACCGACGGUUCCACCUCAAUCAUCUCCGCUGGCAGCGGCAGCAAACAGUCUAAUCGAUCCGAGUUUGCUACUACAGCUGCAGAGCCUACUGCUGGCAGGAGGCAUUCCCGGUUUAACCAAUACGGCAGCACAAUCCAAUAGCCCCGAGGAAGCGGCAGCAGCCCAAGCGGCACUUGCUGCCUUGCCUGAGUUGUUGAAAAAAGUCAUCCAGCAGCAGGAAUUGAUCGCCGAACAGAUCAAGAAAGCCACCAGCAGUGAACCGAGGCCCAGUGCCGUUACACCGACAAUGAACAAUGGCCAACCGAUCGAUCCUCGGCUGUUGCCGUUUCUGCAAGCACAGCAGCAUAGCAAACCUCGAACGGCUUCCGGCACACCGGAGACAACCUCUUCGCUGGAUCUGAACGAUGGCGGAAGUGAUGACUCGCAAGUUAUAUUGAAGAUUCCGUCCUACAAGCCAGUUCCAGGCAGUACUCCGACAAUGCCAUCGGUCGCAGCCGCAGCUCUUCUUGUGGGCAGCAAGAACGGUGAUCAUCAUAGUCUUUCAACUCCCUCCCCGCCAACUGCCGCCGCUUCAGUCGCCGCCGCAACGGUCCGGGAUCUCAGCAGUCUGGUAGGAGCACCAGGCCCUAGUACCACCAGCAACAGUUCUCGACCAGUACAUAACGCUAGUCCGCAACAGCCCCCACAGCAGAACCCUGCCCAAGCACCGAACCAUCUCUCGGUCAUAUCGCCUCCUAUGGGCAUUAGGCCCCGAAGCAGUUCUCAAUCACCUCCCAACUCGCUGCUUGGCGCCAAAUCAAUGCUAUCGAUCAACGAUGUGAUCGCGAGGAGCAUUAGCAAAAACUUCCAACAGCAUCACCAGUCCGAUCUGCUCAAGCAGCAGAUGGAAUCGAUGGAACAGUACAAACGGCCAACCAUCUCGGUCAUCAAGAAUCUGGGUGGAACGGACAUUUCCCGUUUCGGUAGUAAUCCCAACAUUACACAAAUGACCGCAGCACAGCUUGCCAACACCGGCACCGGAGGUAAAGGAACUCGGCCGAAGCGAGGCAAAUACCGGAACUACGACCGGGACAGCCUAGUGGAAGCGGUGAAAGCCGUGCAGCGGGGUGAAAUGUCCGUACAUCGUGCCGGAAGCUACUACGGUGUUCCACAUUCCACGCUGGAGUACAAAGUGAAGGAGCGUCAUCUGAUGCGACCGAGAAAACGGGAACCAAAACCCCAACCUGGUCUGGAUGGGCUGAAAUCGGACCUAGGAGCCGGCAGCUCCGUGAUGAGAACGCUGGAUAAAAGUAAAAGUUUAGCUGGUCUCGGACCUAGUUCCAAGCAGCAGCAACAGCAACAGUUGAAGAAUCAAUAUGCUAGCGCUUCACCGAACGGAGGACUAAAGAUGCCGAUGUUCGAUCCAGCGAUGGCUUCCCAACUACCCUAUGCAUCACCUUUCCUCUGGCCCCAUCCAGCCGGUUUCUCCAAUCUUCCGAUGGACUUUGCGCGACAGUCAGCCGGAUCGGGCGCGGGUUCGAGUGGCCCCUCUAGCGAUAACAUAUUCGCUUCACCGAUGAUGCAAAGGUUUCAACAGGAGCAACAACAACAACAACAGAGCAGUAAAGUACCCAACAGUAGCGGAACGAGUGCACCGAAAACGGCCCGUGAAUUAGCGGAAAGUAUAUACGACGGUACAAGUACAAACGGUUCGCUGCUGGACGAUAUCAUUCGGCACAGCUUGGACAAGAAACCGGGCGAAAUGCCACACGGGGCUUUGUUCGAUCAGCUGAUGAAGUCUAAUUUACGAACAACGAGCUCCGCUUCCGACGAUCCUUCGGCGGCUCUUCUUGCCAGGGUUGGGGCAAAACGCAGUGCUACCAGUCCGCUCAACUACCUGCCAGACAACAUCAAGCGGGAACGCGCUAGUCCUGGUGCGUCGUCCACCUCAUCGACGGGUAGCAGUAAACCGGCCGGACUCGGUUCUGUUAGCUUCAAUGACCACCAUCAUCACCACCACCAGCAGCAGCAACAGCAACAACAACAACAGCUUCAUCUCCAGCAACAGCAGCAGCAGCAGCAGCGACACUUGAAUACCUCCACCGAUAGUAUGCUCGACACUCAUCGAGCGGAAUUGUUGGCCAAAGGAAACCUAGCCGUCGAGAACCUCAUAAAGCUACGUGAGGAUCUCACAUCGAUGUCCGUGGCGCACCAUCACAAGCGGACACCAAUGGAAGAUCAACACAAUGGUGCUAAGGACGAUCUGUCCGGUCGGAUCGACCAGCAGCAGCAGCAGCCGCCGCAGCUGCUGUCACACCGGCUCGCUUCUGUCAAGCUGCCGACCGAGGACAGUUCAUAGAAGCGACUGCCACUGGAUGCGCUGCUCCUGUGGCGCUCGCAAACGUUUCUAGGUUAGGGAGAGUCGGCAAAAAAAAACCGUAGUUCAAAUAUUAUUACUGUAGUUAAAGAAAGUGAAAAAUGCAGCGGGAAGAAAUCAAACGGCACUGGGGGGCAGUGUUGACACUUUUUAUGCAUAACUGUUUUAAACAAACACAGAAAAGAAAAAAAAAACGAGAAAUUAAAACUAAAAGAACGAUGAUGAUAAUGAUGAUAAUGUUGUAGACGAAGAUGAUGAUCAGUAGAAUCAGUAGAAGGGAAAAUCGCGAAUUACAGUACACUAUAGUGAAACAAUAUAGAAUGAUUUUUAACGUGAAACAAUUGCAGAGAAAGAAGAAGACGCAAGUUUUUUGACAAUCGACAAAUAGGCUCUUGUAUUCCCCUUUUUUCCCAGCUCCACCUAUUUUCCUGAAAAUAAAAUUCCUCCUAUUCCUGAAAACCCUGAGAACCGGAACAAAUCCGAGGAAGGAAAAUCGCAUCUCUCGGAGUGUUCGGACAUUCUACACAGUACCCAACAACGGCUAGCUAAUACGAAAUAGCAACAACAACAAUAGAUCGGAAGGUCUGAUUUUUAUAAUACACCGAGUGAUUUUUGUGAGACACACAUACAAAACGCGUACCGGAGCGAAAUCGGAUUUUUUUUUUCGAGUAAACAGAAUACACCACAGUCAAAACAUCAAGUUUUGAAGUUAGUGACCGCCGCGACAAACGGGUAGAUGAGCAACCGCUAGCCAAACCGAUGCAGCGAGAGAAAGAGAGAGAGCGAGUUUGGAAUAAUCUGUUUGUUUGACCACAUUUCAGCCUUGGCCGCGAACUGUCACGAUUGAUUUUCAAUUCAUUAAGUCUAGCAGCAAUCACUUCAAAUUGGUCAAAUGGCAUUCCCGGCUUGCUUUGUUUCGCAUCGAUAUGGUGCAACAACAACAGCAGCAAUAAAGAAAAAAAUGUGAAUAUGAAUUGCUUCCCACUGCGGCAAAAAAAAGAUUAAUUAAUCUGCAUUUGUCAUACUGGCUGCGUGCGGUAUUGAUUGGCAGAGAGGGUAUCGAGAAGCCAUUCCCUUUCGGUCGUACACAAUUUCUUUCAACAGAAGCCUAACCAAUCCAAAUGAAUUGAGCAAAAAAAAGCUAUCGCUUAGUCGCCUUCUAGCCCAUAAAAUUACUUUUUUCUGCAACAAUUUUCAACUCGCAGCUCAAUUAAAAUGAUUCCGGUAGACAAAGCUACCCCGGGCUCGUAAUGACCGCGAAUUAAAGCACACUUGGUGUACGUGGCAGACACCGGGCAGGGAAGGAAGAAAAACGAAUCGAUCAAACACGCAAUUAUCCAAACCCUCAAUAGCAGACACACACCCACAAACGAACACGCGGUCACAAUUCAGGAUGAUGAAAAAAUCCACCCUCAUAAUUUUAUGAACUUCCUUCACCUAUUUUCCCCUCUCGAUUUUCGUCCCCGAACUGAUAAUCCACUCCUGAAUCGGAAGCAACUUCACCUCGCCGAAGUACGGCAGCAAAAAUCAAUGUUCGACAAAACAGAAGCUUUUUAUGUAAAUGUGUAUUUAUCUCGCGAUAAACUAAUAAUCGAUAACCAAGAAAAAAAGCAGUAAAGCAACACUUGUUUGGAUGUCAAAAACAAAAUCAAAAAACUAACUAGUCAAAACAUUUUGCACAUUUUGUAAACAAAAUUCAAUGUCGUGGCUAAAGAGAAACCAAAAUCUAACAAAAAAAAAGUAUUUGUCAUUAAGUGAAAAACAAACGUGUAUCGAUUUACGGAAAACAUAUUUGGUGUUCAAAAUUCUAUCCAGAAAACAAAGUAUUAAGAAAAAAAAUCUCUAAUCUCGAUAUAAAGCGACUGGCCGUUUAUCAAAGUCAACACUCUAUGAAGUCGUGAAAAAAAAACAUUGUUUAUCUUUGACAAAGUAUAGCAGGCGAGGCGAUAAAUUUAUUAAACAUUUUAACAAGCAGAAAAAGUGAAAAUCCAAGUAAUCUAUGUUUGACGUUUUUAUCUUUAACAAAAAAAAUCUGCAUAGAACUCCUCCAAUGAAAAAGUAUUUGUGUACUACGUGAACCAAAGCAGAUAUCAAAAUUUAAAGGAUAAAUCAAAAUAUCAACAAAAAAAACAAGUAAACUCGAUGUUUUAACUAACGGUACGGCAGCGAAUAGAAGCGAGGGCGCAUUCGCAGCUGCCCAUCAACACUAAAAGAGUAUAAGAUAUGAACAGAAAAAAAAUCGAUGUUUCGCGUCUCAGUAUCAUUGAUCCUCACAGUUAUUAUAAUUAUCAGCGAAAAUCGCAGAAUGUACGAAGAAAAAGCAUCCCAUCUUCCCCUCUCUUAAACCACACAACCCCCACUGACAAAACAAAAUCAAACAAUCGCCAACAAUCCUCUGCCACUGGCCACUUUUUUCCCCGGAAGUGGUAGGGAGAGAGGCGAAAGCUCCAACAAUUCAAGAAAAUAAUAUGAAAAAAAAACAAGCAGCAGAAGUUAAAACAGCUGUAAUAUAUAUUAUAUAUGUGUGUGUCUUCACGUCGCGUAUACCUCAAAAGCAGAAAAAAGAAGAAUCAAAAACAGACAGACAGAGAGAGAGAGAGAAAAAAAACAAAACAAAGCAUAAUAUAAACCACAAGAAGACAAGAAGUAAUCUGAAGAAGAAAACGAAACGUCAUCCCGUUCGAAGAACGCAAAUUUCUUCUCUCCCGAAACACCUCUUUUAAGUUCGCAGCUUUUAACUUUUUUUUCUUUUUGAGUUCAUUUUUACGCUUCACAAAACAAGGGCGAAAGCAUAGGAAGGCAAAGCAAAAAAACUAAAGAUAAAAGGAUACAUGAAUGUUGUUCAUUGUUCAUCAUAACCAAUCUCUUAGCGGCGCAAACCAAAACCAAGCGAAAGUGAGAGAGGAGAUGAAACAAAAAUAAAAAAAAAAUAAAAUAAUCCAACGGAGAAAAUUUUAUACUGAAGGUGAAAAUUAUACAGAAUAUAUUAUAAUUAAUUAUUGAAAAGAAUAUUUAUACACUAUCUGUGAUUGAUAAUCCAAAAUUUUGUAUGUAUAUUUUUUCUCUAACGAAAAAAAAGUAACAACCAGAACAACAAAAAACAAGUAAGAAAAAAAAACUAUUUCAUUACGCUAGCAUAUGCGUAAGGCGCGAGUAGAAGGAAAGAGGAAUACGGAACCGUUAGAGUUAGGAGCGACGAACACAGCGUUUUUGUUUUUUUGGUUCUUUCGUCGUGUGUUCACCCGAAAAUUUUGCGCAAAAAAAAAGUAAGAGAAGAACAACAGCCCACACAGCAAUAACCACCACCAACAAACAACAACAAAAGCAUCCGCAAAUUUUCUUCGGCUGACCGACCGGUUGAGAGCGAACGACACGACGGCGUUUUUUCGUCCCAAGACAGGUCAAUCAAGAAAUGGGAUAAAAUUUUAGGGGGGAUUUUCUAGCCGUCGUUGGGUGAAUAGACCUUCCUAUCUGCGCUAGUAUUAGUGGUCGAUUUCACUAAUACAAGUUUAAUUUUGGUUUCAAAUAAUCAACACGCUGGUAGUAACAAAAAAUUUCCUCCUGCCCCGAGCUUUUAUUCAAGUUGUAAGCCGAUUUUUAGUUUUAUUUCAUCUGGUUUUCCACUAAAACAAAGUUUGUUAAAACAGGUUACACUAAUGAACUAGGAUUCAUAAUUGCAAUAUUUUUCAAAAUUGAAUAUCAGCUGAUUUUUUGGUUGAAAACAAAUCGAUUUUAUUAGGAUACAGACUAAGCCUGUAUUGGUGAGAUCUGGCGUAUAAAGCUCUAUGGUUUCGAAAUUAUUGGUUCUUUCGAUACGGGAUGUUGGUUGUAACUCCGGCACAGUAGAUCCCACGAUAAUUGAAUUUUGUCUUGCUCUAAACUAUAUAAAGUUUAAAUAAAAAAAUACGUCAGCUGAAAUUUUCUAAUUUCUGUUGAAUUGCAGCUCGGGAAGUUUGCAGUAUUGAUUGAAUCUAAGCUUUUAAGUUACUUUCUACACAACUGCAGCAACAGUGAUGUCUUUUUGUAUGAAAAAAACGAAUGAUUCAACGUUCCCUCAGUAGAACUUUCAAGUAAAAUAUGAUAUUUUACUUAAACAUUAUAACAUUCUUUUGCCGAGCUUCAGUAGAGCCUAACAAAGUCAUUUUCGAUUGACAAUCGUCGGCUGAGAAGGACGCUGUCAACCGUCUUUUUCAAUUGAAAAACAUUUUUAUUUUCAUUUUCGAGCACUUUGUGUGUCACAUGAAAACUGCUCGAUUGCAUUUGCAUUGAGUUUGACAACUAAAGGCAGAGAUGCCAAUGUUCCAGUUUAAACUGAAUUCUUCCAAUUUUUUUUUUUUUUUUGAGUGAUCCAGUCGAACAGGUAAAUCAGAAAAUUAUCCUUUUUUCUGCAAGUUUUUUAUCAGCUGAAGUUCCCGUUAUUUUUAUCUAUUUUGAAAACAUUGUUUAUAAAAAAUGUAGCUUGAUUUGUCUUAAAAUUGUUCAAUAGAGAGUAAACAAGCAUCUCAUUGAUUUUCCUCUUUCUAUAAUCAGCUGGCACAAAACUCAGUCAAAUUGAUAGCGACGAAACUUGACAUGGAGUUGAAAACAAAGCAUUCAAAACAAUGUAAAUCUGUAAAACCUGUAGUCGAAUAAGGCUGCCCUAGGUGCGAGAUUAUUAACAUGUUAGGUUAGUUUCUUUCGUAUAAGGAUUCUGUUUUAUCCAGUUUUAUUUUCAACAUUAUUCCAGUUUAUUCAAAAAUGUUAUUGGCAACCCUGGCUGAAGGGCUGCAGCAGGAAAACCAGAUGUGCAGAUUUGUCUGCAAAACGGAGAUUUUUAGAGUCCGUCUGCAGAUUUUUAUUGAUUCGAAGAUAUUUGCAGAUUUUUAAAACUGCUCUGUUGUCUCCUUAUAUUUACGCAGACUUUCUCAAAAUGUGCGCAGAUUUUCACAGACUUUUGCCUGCUUGAGCGAAAUUUUUUCGGAUCACAGAUAAUUUUUUUUUUUCAGAGUUCAAGCAGAUUUUUUCGCUUUUUCGAGCAGUUGCAAAUAUUUUUCAAAAGCAUCUGGCAUCUCUGGACUCGAGAAGGAAAGAAGUGAUUUUCAAUUGAAAGCGAAGACUACUGUGUCACUAUCUCCUGACGAUUGUCAACUGAAAAUGAUGUUGAGCGCUGACGGAGACAGAAGGAAGAGGUAGCAAUCUUUGUGCGCUUUUUAUGAGGGGAAUUUUUUUGAUGUGAUUUUUAGAUUUCGGCAGUCGGUCAGCCAAGAACAAAAUUCGGAAAACCGCUCAUGAACCUGGUUUUCAUUUCCAUUUUUUUCACUGUUUUCUUUUUUUUUUCUUUGCAAGCUUACACACAUACACACACAGACACACUUUAUCGCGAGAGCAGUUUCGAGAACAACACGUUACUUCUUGUUUUUCGAGUAGCAUACAAAAUGCCGGCAAGAGAGAUACCGAUUUGUUUUUGUUAGGAAAAAAAGGAGUAAUUUAAUAUUAAAAGUAAAUAAAAAAAGUGCAAUUAGAACGAUAUAAACCGUAACAUAUUCGUUAUUUAUAUUAAAGCGAGGAAAGAGGAAAAAUGAUGAAGAAACGUAAAAAGUAAAUUAAAAUAUAUAGGGAAAAUUAUUUAAUUCUAUAUUUACAACAACAAAAAAGGAAAACUUAAGUGAGGUAAGAGAAAGUCUUAUUAAAAAAAGAGGUGAAAUUGUAAAAAAUUAAAAAUUACUAGAGCAGUUUUUGUAUAGGUAACAAAUCAAAAGAAGAAACUAAACAAAAAAGGUGACAACAAAAGAUACAUUGACAGGAUGCAUUGCGACAUUCGAAGAGUCAGCUUCGAAGAGAUCAGAAGAAGAAAAAAUAACAAAAUAACAGCAGGAUUUCUGGGUAUGUGCUUCAAAAAACGACAAAGUAAUCUAAAAGAAGUAAAAAAAAACGUUACAAAAUAUUGGAGAGACAUAAGAUUGAUUACUACGUAACAAAAUACCAGCAACACGUUCGGUUCAAUGAAGAAAAGCUAAUUCCUAUCGGCGAAGAGAAACAGCAAGAACAGGAACUACACCCCCCCCCCCUUCUUCCUACUACCAUUUUCCUUUGCCUUUUUUUUUUUUCUUUAAGUAAGUCAACAAUUUAACGACAACAAAAUGAAAAUCAAAAUCGAUAGGUUCGGAAAGCUACCGAAAUCAUACCAAUAGCUAGUGCAAUCUUUUUUUUAGAGCAAAUAUUACCCUCAAGCUUAUUUUCUUAGCUGUUAGUCAACCUUAAAGCGAGAAAUUAAUCAAGUUCUGAACAGUUUUGGCACAUUUUCAACGGCAACAUAUCAAGGAGCGACUACUCUACUUAUCGGUUUCACACUUACGAUUGUUUUACUCAAGCAAGAAUUACCCAAACUCAGUGAAAGGAAGAACAGCAGCAACAUCAAUGUAAGAAAUUUUUGUGGUGACACCACAGGAAAAUGAGAAGAACAGCAACAAACAGCAACAUCUCUUGUUGAAGAGUUUCUUUUUCGUUAAAUAUCAAAAUACUGCUACUACAAUCGUCGUUGAAGGUUUGCCUGCGAUAAGCGUUUCACAGUCCAUAGCAUGGCACUGUAAAGCGACUUGGAACGUCGAAGCCUUCUGCGAUGUUUUCUUUUCUGACAACCCGGAACAAUAGAUUUUGGACGAAAAACCUUUCGGUCAAUACAAACACAUUUUGGAUGGAUGGUAAAUUUUCAACACACAUACAUAUAUAGGAAGCGUGCGUUCGGUACGACAACCACCACCAUCGUCGUUGCGCGCCGAACGAGAACGGAUUGGACACACACACACUCUCUAAGAUUCUAAGCGAAGUAAUGUACGAAGCCGUACAGAAACUCACCUUCAACCUCCCUCAAAACGAAUCUAAGCCGACAGUCGAUUGUUACUAUAAUACGCUCUACAGUGUGCUAUAGUAAUGCAACAGUAACUAUCAAAACCAAACAUAUGAUCAAUAGUUGACAAAACAAAACAAACAAUAGCAAUGGAUAUCUCUCACAACUACACAUACAAACGCGAACAUGAAAACGUGAACUCAUUGAAAUGAUUAUUGCUGCUACUAAAGUUUAAAACAAAAUCUUCACCGCAAUAGUUAAAUCGAAACCAUCAAACAAACUAUAGAAGAUAACAAACACACACACUCACUAAACAAGAUUCUGUCAAAACUACAAUAGCCUGGUUACUGGGAUGAGUUUCGUCUCAUCCUGUAUGUUUUUCAAACGCACAUACAACACGGAGAAACUCACUCACACUCAAUUCAUUAACAGAAUAAAUGCACAUUUUUUUCUCAAAUCUAUCUGUUACUUUCUAAGGCAGUAAUAAUUAUUACUAUAAGACGUUAUAAACUGAAUAUUAACCCGUUUUACUCCCUGCGUUCCCCUGUCCCUUCCUCCACAAAAGCAUAAGAAUGCCACAAAAAAAAACCGAGAAAAAAUACACAACUACACACUCCUACAAUAGAAUAACCAAGCCGCUGCAGAAACAUACAAACAGAGAAAAAAAACCGAUCGGAAGAUCCCUCGGGCGUCCCCCGCUCUAGGCACCUUCCGAUUGACAAUAGUUAUUAACGAAAAAAAAAAAUACAAAUGCAAAAUGUGGAAAAUUUAACAGUAAGAAUUCAAUUUAAUUAAAACACACUCACACAGACACACAGUCUCUCACACUCACACUCGCACUCAUAAGCGUGUGCAAAGGUGAUACAAAUUUUGUACUAAAAUAAUUCCAAUUCAUUUACAAUAGCAAACAGCAAAACAGAGUAAACAACAAACCAACAAACAAACAAAGACAUGUUGCUGGCAGAAAGAGAAUAAGUAAAACCAGAAGAAGAGGAAAACUUUAAAAAAGCGUGACAAAGCAAGAAUAAGAAGAAGAAAAAACAAUCGUUUAUUGAUUCUCGAUUUCUCGUGGACACGCACAACACUUGUCGAGCGAGAAGUAGAAGAGGUCUUCAUUCCGUUUCAUCAAAAAAGAACAGAAUCAAAUCAAACGGAAAACAAGCAUAGCAAACAAAAAAUUAAACAGUUUCUCUGACUAGAUGUUGAAGCAAAAAAAAGCGUACAUAUACAUAUAUCUAUAUAUAUACAUAUAGGUUGUAAGAUAACAUUCGAUUUCUUUGUCUGAUUUAUGCGUAGAAUCGGUUAGAUGUUGAUUACGAGGAAAAACAGAAAAACCAAACGUUAGAUUUAUCUCAUGCGCGCCCGAACUCAGAGUAUGAAGAAGAGCAGCAAAAACGGGAAGGUAGAACACUGUUGCCAGCUCUAUUGUGCAGGAAACAGUGAACAAUAUACUUAACAGACACACACACAACAGUUAGUGGUAAUUUUUCUUGUUGAGCGUAUUUUUCUACGGUGAGCAUUUUACAGCGGAGACGAGAAUGUUGUUUAAUAAUUAAAAAAAAAUCGUCGCAACUCGUUUGUUUACUAGAUUUUUCCUCGGUGUAUCUGUCAGAACAACAACAACAACAAGAAACAAACAAUAACAAUAAGUGAAACAAAACAACUUACAAAUCUAAGAUGGCUGCCUGAAACAAUAAGACAAAACAAACAUACAACAGUAAAAUAGGAUCAUUAGAGUCAUAACAUAUAACGCGCGCCGCCUGCUGCACCUAACUCACACACGCUAAAGACAUGGCUUGCUUUGUUUAUGUGUGGCAGCGGCACGCGUUCUCAGUAUGCGCCUGCAAUAGAAACCAGUUUAUCACUGUUCGAGAUACUAGAAAAAAAAACCUAUAAUUUUUAUGUUCACUCCACACUUUGUUACCACGUACACACAUUAGAAAAAAACAAAAAAAAAAGUUUACCACCAUGAAUGUGCCAGAAACUGAACUGAAGCGUUAGGCGGUCGAAAGCCAUAUUUUUUUGAAACUAGACGCAUCAAAUCAAAACUGCUUACGCUGAAUAGACAGAAAAUUAGAAUCUGUUUAACCCCUCGUUCUAGCCCAACCAUUUUCUUAGAAGAAAAAAAACGAUGAGAAACGAACCAAACACACUAACACACACACAAACACAUACCCACACAUCUGCACGUUGGGAGAAAAACGUGUCGAGCAGAAUGCCUUAUAUUCUCGUUAUAAAUGAAAACUGAGAAAACAAAAAAAAAAGAAUCAACUAAAUUAUAAAAUCCUGUACAGAGUCAGACACAGAGGUCAGUGAGUGGAAAUUUGGAAUGAACAAAAAAAACUACUCUACUGUUCAGUAUUUUCUAUCGAGCCACACGCACACGCUGUAUGCAUCCGUCUGUGUGUGCGUGUGUUUAUUUAGUACUAAAAAAAAUAUAAAAACAACGUUUUCAGUGUCCAAUAUAAAAUCAAAAUUGUAGCAGUCGUGUUUGUUGCAACACACCCAUACACAUACACACCGAACUAAAACACGCGAACUCUCAUCCUAUUUCCACUCCCACACUUCUCCAAAAACAUGGAGAGCAAACAAGAAAAAAAACAAAACUAACUUUAUAUAGAUAUGUAUAGAAUUUUACCGAAUGAUUUCAAUGUUUUUUUCCGGUGAAGAAAGAAUAGCUGACAACACUGCUGCAAGGUUUCAAAAGCACGCAGCACCCCAAGCACAGACACACAACAAACAGAAGCGAACUUAUUCACCAUUCGUCACCAACUUCUUGUCGGAGUUGAAAUUUUAAACUGUGAGUAAAACUGCGCCAAAUAACUUAGCGUCGAAUAUCGACUAGUUUCUCAAUUUUAAUGGAACUUUGACACGUAUUUGCUGGAGCGGAUUGACGCGAAGGGCGCCAAAAGAGUGAGCAUUUCGGUGGGUUGCACUUAUUUUUAAUUGCCAAAUUCCUGUCGUAAUCAAUUCGCAUGCUAAGGAAGUGUUCUAUCAUCUUGAGCUAUACUCCCAUGAUCAACAAGUCGUCGACGUAGAUAAUCAUCUCAUCGUUCUGGGUACCAUAAGCAAUAGUCAUGUUACAACCCUCGAACCCAGGCUUCAACACUACUUGAAUUAGCUUCGUUCCAGCAUUUGGGGGCCAUGCAGACCAUGCAAAUUCUGUAAUUUCUGAAACUGGCAAGCUGUAUGAGGAUUGUCAUCUCAUCGGACUGCUAAAGCGGUUCGAAUCAUCUUCAGCUUGGCUACUAAGGCAUAGGUUUCGUGAUAAUCAAGACCAGACUGCAAGGGCUUUACUUUUGCCAGACGCUUCACCAUCUACCUGGAUUGCAGUUGGUGAUUCUUAUCGUCUUCUCUAGUGUGAUAAUGGAUCUGUAGAAUCAAAAGUUCCACCAGAAGAGGUCGCUCCAAAUCCGGUUAGAAAAUCAAGAAAUUGUUCUGGGAGUUUUGUCUGCCUGUGUGAAUAGUAGAGAUUUGCAUCCUUCAGGAGAUGAUCACUGCAUCCGAAGUGUGAGCUGAACUGUCACUUGGGCCUUUUUAUUUACUUCUUCUGAUGCCUCUUUCUGCCAUCUUUCUUCUCUAGAUUCUCGAGUGCCACCAGGGUCACCAGGGAAUCAAACCAACAGUUGAGCUACCAAAUCUUCUUCUUCUAUUUACGCACCUGCACUCACUUACUCAUGCAUCCUAAGCUCCCGUAGUUGACCUGGGCCCAGCUCAGAUUCCUAUCGACUUCUUUAAAUUCCUUGUUGAGACUGCGUCACCAUGAGCCUCAGCCAUGAGGUCUACCUCUACUGCAUACCUAACCUUUCUUGCAUCCAUGCUGCUUUUCGUACCACCGUCUAAUGCCGGGUGUCUGACUGUCGAGACAUUGGAAGCUUUCGACUUUCUGUAAAGUUGGAAGGAUUGUCCACGUUUACUCCAUGGUGAUAGGCAGCCCACGGUUCGGAUCAAUUCGGUCAAUUGCACCUACCAUUACGAUUUUAUCUACCCUUCUUGGGGACCUAAGACACCUUGCAUCCAGUCGGCCGGGAGCAUUGUGGUGUCCCAGAUAUUGCCGAAUUUCGUCUGUCGAAACUUGAAGAUGUUGUUCGAAGUACUGAAACCAGCGUUUUAACUGAGUCCGCCCACGCUCGCUUGUCCAGUUUACAAAAGCGAAUAACUUUCCUCUCCAGAACCAAAUAUCGUUGACGGGCUUUGUUCUUAGUCUGUGUUAUCGGAUUCACGAUGGCAUUUGGCUUAUUUUUUGUAAUUGCCGAACAAGAUCAUUAUGAAUGAGCUCGCAUGGAGGUUCCUUCCUUCUUUCGUAAUAGUGACAGCAGCGUUUAGCUUGAAAUGAGCUUUUUUCAAGAAAGUUUCUCGUAGAGCCUCUCACAUUAUUGCAGACGUUUGCUUCUGUCGAACAACUUCAAGGAUUUCAUCGGCUACUGCUUUGAUUUCACUUCAUGAGAGCAUCGCCUGCCGCCAAAGCUGAUUCUAUCAGCAUAAAAGAAGCUUCACCUGCAUCCAAGUAAUGCUUGAUCCGGAAACGGUAAUUUUAGAAAUUCAGUCCGAUCAGCUGCAGGGCAUUUGAAUUGCCCAUAACUUCUAGAAUAACUUCGGGCUUCGACUUGACCGGAACGAAUGUUAGCGAACAAAAAACAGAGUUUAUUAAAUGGUUUGACAUCUUCCCCACGAGCGCUUGUAAACUUCUCAAGGCCUACUUGUCCAAUACCGCCAAAUCAGUUUUCAAAUCAGCUUUUGUUCGCCCUGCGUAUUUAGCUUAGCAAAUUGAUUUUUUUUAUCUUGAACACCGAAGAAAAAAAUCCUCGCAUAAAAGAAAUUAAAAAUUACACUGUAUUUUAUUAAGAAAAAAAAAGUUGAUUUUUUAGUUUUUUUUUCUUAAAUACACUGGAAAUUAUAACGCAGUUUCUGAUAAAAAGUCCAGGGUGGAGAAAUGAAAAACAUUUUUUUUUUUGUAGCAGGCCAGAUUUUAAAAAAUAUUUGUAUUCCAAUGAAUUUAAAUAAUUUAUGGUAAAUGGUCAUUUGAAAUCGAAAGGCUCUUGCUAAUAAACUUCGUAAAAUCCGUUUUGCAGUUAUUUUGAAUUCAGUUUGAGAAAAUAAAAUAAUUAAGACUAAAUUAUACAUCAAAUGAAAAAAUGAUGAAACGCUGCUUUUUUUAUCAAAACUUGACAUUGUUUCGCAGCUUUCGAUAAAAAGUUUUGAAUAGAAAAAUGUAAGACAAAUUUUUACCUAAUUUUUCCUUAAGUUUUGGAUUUUUUUUUUCAAUUUCAACAUUUUUGAGAAAAAUCAAAUUCCAAUGAAGCAACAUGAUUCUAAUGGACGGUGUGACCCAAUCUAUAGUAAUUGAUUUAUUUAGAAGAUGAGAUCAUAGUUGAUCAGCUUCUUCGAAUGUGAUGAAUUUCUUAGGUACUGUUUCCCAUCGGCAGUCUGUACUACGACACUUAUUCUCGCUUUUUCACUAACGGUUGCAGGCUCCGAGUGAAAUAUUGGAGACACCAGAUAACGCAUUAAAAUUCAGCCGGAAAACGAUCUGUUGCUGGAUGUUGAACCCUAGAAUGAACAUAGUUUGUUACCUCAGAUUCAUUUUUCCAGUCCGGCUUGUCGAUUGUCGAAGUAUGUCAUAGAUGGCUUGGUAACUCCCUCAUUGACAUUGGUUUCUUUCGAACAGUAUCGCUCUCCAGUUGACAAUCCAAAAAAGUGUGGCCACCAUACUUCGAAGACGCUGUUUCGUACGCUCAAUGUUCGAUAUGAGGCAGUUUUAUAUAUAUCUCAGUACGGUCUCCGGAAUUGACGAUACUUUUCCAACUGCAAUCCCCAUUGGCCAGUGCGGAAAACUUCCUCGAUUGACGACAGCUCUAAAUCCUUUAUGGUACUAGGAAAAAUCUCGUUCACAGCUAAUGUUGCCAGAUUUGAAAUAUUUAAAAUUGCAAGCAGCAUUGAUUCUCCAGUUUGGCAGCAUGUUAAGGUGAAACGGGGCGGAAACUUUUUUCCAUACAAGUUUGAGGUUAGGUUUCUUUUCACUUGACGAUUUUGAGCGAAAUUGCUACUCUAUGCAUACGUCGGCCGUUACACACGUAAUUUCAAUGAUUUUCGAGAAAAUUAUCUUGCCAGGUAGCCCUUCUAAGUCCUGGUGUCUAGAGUGAUCCCGAGAGGUGCCUUUAUUGGAUCGAGUAACACUUUCAUCCCCUUCCAUUCGACACAUGAAACUGGGAGGUUAUGGCCCCCAUUGCAGACGACGUGGCGAGUAACUCGCAGGUACCGGAAAUCGCGGAUGAAAUUCUGCAGCACAUAUUUCCCUGCCACCUCAAUGAAACAAUAGGGUAGCAGGUCACCUCUCCAAGAUCCGACAUGGUAAAUUCCUUCUUGAAGCAACUCUUGAUCAUGGAGAUUGCUUUCACAUCACGUCCAACGAUGAGAAUGUUAUCAACGUAGAGGACUAGGAUCAUUCGUUCGCCUUUCACCAUUCCCACAUACCGGGCAUUGUUCGUUUCCAUUGCGCUUGAAACCCAGUCUGGUGACGAACUGGUGGAAUCGUUCGUUAUACGCGCGCGGAGCUUGCUUUCCGACGGCACACAAGCUUCUUCGAUACUACGGUCAGACCCUCGGGUGGAACCUUGAAAAUCUACUCUCGAAGUGUUCCGUUAAGGAAUGCCGUUUUCACAUCGAGCUGAUGAACUUGUUUACGCGCCUGGUUUGCUACGGCUAGUGUCAUCCACACGUCUCAGCAUAUUCGUAGUCGUAAGUGGGUAGCGCUGACUAAAGCUUUGGCGACCCACUUUCACAAGGUCCUAGUGUUGUUCUGUUUGUGGGACUGCGUCUCCGCAUUCCACAAGUCCCAGUCUUCACAUUACCGCAUCUCCACUAGUGAAUCCGGAUAGUUUUCCACGUAACUGACAGCGCCCGAAGCCCACGCCCCACGGAGGAGCACCCUGCCGAACACUGCCCUUUAGUAUCGUUCAUUUCAAAUAGUUCUUCGUCUCUACUACUCAUUUCCGGUUCAACUCCUGCUUCGGGUUCAGCUCCGUCUUCCUUUGCUCCUCAUCCGAUUCAUUCUUUGACUCCGCUGAAAGCUUCAGCUGCUCGUUUUGAAUGGAACUGCCCGUGCGUAUUUUGCUCCAUGAUCUUGUGGAUCACACCAGUCUCGUCAACGAUAACAUCUCUGGCGGCAACGACCUUGCCACGCUUCGGGUCACAAACUCUGUAGCCGUUGCAAUGGUACCGAAAAAAAUAGGCAUUCUGUCUAGUUUCUUUCGGUGCGCUUGGGGUAUGUGGUAGUACGCAGGGCUUCCCCAGACUCACAUCACCGAGACAUUUGGUUUUUUACUCUCCCAUUUUUUUUCCUUGUAGAAGACUUACCACUGCGACCAUUGUUUGAUCUAUUGUGGUAUGCUUCACCUUACUCUUAGUGCGUACGAGCAGGUUCAUCACUAUUUGGCGAGUUGAUGUCCUUUAUUCAAGUUUGGCAACGCACUUCGUAUGAAGUUUAUUACCUCACCAGGACUUUCCUUUCAAAUUUCGGUAGGUUCUAUGUGUCCCUUACCGAAGAUACGCAAUAUGCGUUGUAUGAAUACUCGGUAUUCGCAGAGUAGAUGUUAUUUAAUCUGAGCAACACGAGACUCUUCUCGCGAUUUGACUCUAUGAAUCUUUUCGAUUGUCGUAAUCCGCUUAUGACAUCCCAGUUUGCUUUGAUGGUCACUUUCCCCCAUUCACCGAGUUCGGGUUUUAGAGCGCUCGGAGAGACUCCACAGAAAGGUUCUGGGCCAACAAAGUUAGUAGAUGACCCUUGUCUUGCUAGUAAAUCGGCCUUCUCAUUUCCUUCGAUUCCACAAUGACCAGGAACCCAGUAUAAGUUCACCUGGUUUUUCAUAGCUAACUUUCGGAGCGACAGGAUGCAUUCCCACACUUGUUUAGAGUGGCAGAUGGAAGAAUUCAGGGCUUUAAGUGCUGCCUGACUAUCACAAAAAAUGCAAAUAUUUGCGUGUCGAUAAUCUCUUUUCAGUAACGUAUUCGUGCAUUCUAUUAUCGCACAUAUUUCCGCCUGGAAUACUGUUGGCCAGUGUCCCAUAGGCUACCCUCCCAUGUUCUUGGCCAUAAUGUUCUCCAAGUUCUUCUCACUUAGAUAGCCAUAGCUCAUGACAUCUGAGGAACUUUCCUCGCGAAUACAAAGCCGAACUAUUCGCAUUCUUCGAAUCAAAACUAGCGUUGCACCGAAUGAUAGGGCUGGGAAAAAGAUUUGUUGUGGAAAGUACCGAAUUUUCAGUUUACAGAAUAAUGGUUUUAACUUGAGCUUGUCUAGGGUAAGUCACAUUAAGUCAAGAAUAAUUUGGUUUUUAAUUUUUCUCAUCUUAUCAUCAUGUUCCGUUGAAUAUUCAGCCGCCUGUUCAGCCGAAUACUCGGCCGAAUAUUCGGCCGGACGGACGGCCGAAUAUUCAACAGAACAUAAUGAUUAAAUGAGAAAAAUUAAGAACCAGAUUACUCAUCUAUUAGAGUGGAUUACCCUAGACAAAGUCUAGUUUAAAUCAUUAUUCGAUAAUCCGAAUAUUCGGUUAUUUUCAAAAAUAACUUUUCCCCAGCCCUAUUAUUCGGUGCAUCGCUAAUCAAAACCCAUUUUGUACUGGAAACCACAACCAACACCGCACGCGAGCACUUCCGAAUCACGCAGAACACAACCUUCCGGAUCGAAAAAAGAUUACAUCGGAGGUCGGGAGCAGGGCUCUACAUUUUCGAAACAAAACAAUGAAACUGAUAUACUCGUGCUGUCAUACCGAUUCGAACAGUUUCAUUUUCACUUGAUUCCUUUCGCCCACUGUCAGCGAAUCACUUCUUUCUCUCUUUCCCGUCUGUUGUUCAUCGGAUCGUUUCAAAUGAAACUAAUGACUAUUUCAAUCGACGGUGAGAGAGAUUCUUUCCUUUCCAUCAGCGUCUCAAUUGAAAUUAGCACCGCAUCGCGUCGUUUGAUGGUAGUUUUCGAAUACCGCAAGCCGUAGUUAGAACGGCAAUGGCAUCCAAUAAAUACGUCACGCAAAUACCGAUCAUUAUUUCCUCCAUAUAUAUAUAUGGGUGAAGUACUGUAUGGAAGUCUUCUGUCUCCGUCAGCGCUCAUUGUCAUUUUCAAUUGGUGAUGGUGAUGAUCUUCGCUUUCAAUUGAAAAGCGUUUGUAUCAAUUUAAAGCCCUUCAGCUGUCAGAAUCACAGCAAGAGCUUUCGACUGGGUGUCAUGUGACUCACGAAGUGCUAGGAAAUGAUACAAAAGCGUUUCAAUUGAAAGCGACGGGUCAAAGCGUCACUAUAACCUGAUAAUUGUCAAUUGAAAAAUACUUUGUCAGACUCUGGUCGGGAGCAAACAGUACAUCCUUCAAGGUACACUUGCGCUGUCGGUUACCAUUUUUCGCAAUUACUACGAUUGUUCCCGAAUAUUUCGCGAACGUGGACUUUUCGUUCAAUGCUACUGCUAUUUCGACCGGUUUCUUCAAAGGCACCAACUUUUCAAAAAGUUUUCGGUCGUUAGCCAUGUGGCACCCGAGUCGGUGAAUCCCUGUAGCCUGCCAUCUUCUUCAUCACUUGCACGACCAUUCCAGCGAAUAAACAAAAUACAAGCUUUUUCCAACAUACUGUCAUGUACUCACGAAAUGAGAACCGAUUUACACCGACGAACGGUGUCAGUGUCCUUCUGUUUCACUUGCAGUUCCUCAACUUCCGCCAUUUCACUCUGAAUGCAUUCAAGCAACUCAUGUUCUUCGAGCACUACUUGAACUCGGAACUUCCACGACACGAAGUUUGAACCGCCAAACAACGGGACGCGAACGACUUCCAGCUCCUUUUCCAUUUCGACACGGCACUUUCGUUGAAGAUGCACGUGCAAACUGGGCCCAUAACCUAAUAAAACUCGGGAUUCCGGACGUACAUCAGGAACACGAAAGUUAUAACGCACAACUAUUCAACGUGUUAAUUUUAGAAUGACUAACAAAAACAACAAAGUAGGCCGAAAACAAAACGUCAAACUUUCCGUUUACAGGUGCGUGAACACCUGUGAGUGAAAUUGUCUCUCAUCCAUUAGUAAUUGACAAUUUUCUGGCCUUUAGAAGCACUUUUCGGCGAUUCUGAGCUCAAUUUGGGAUCAUUUUCUCUUUUGGCCUUUUGUUAGGCAUUUAGAAGCACUUUUCGUCGAUUCCGAGCUCAAUUCUAUUUUGGCCUUUUCUAGCCAUUAGAAGCAAUUUUCGGCAAAUUUGGGAUCAUUUUCUGUUUUAACCUUUUCUGGCCUUUAAACUUUUCAGCGAUUCUGAGCUCAAUUUGGAAUCAGUUUUCAUUGUGGCGUUCAGGAGCACUUUUCAGCGAUUCUGAGCUCAAAUUGGGAUCCUUUUCUAUUUUGGCCACUUUUCAUCGAUUUUGAGCUCAAUUUGGGAUCAUUUUCUCUUUUGGCCUUAUCUGGGUUUUAGACUCACUUUUCAGCGAUUUGGAAUCGAUUUGGGAUUAGGGAUGGAAAAUAUCGACUAAAAUGGCUAUCGAUAAUUAUCGAUAAAUUCCCUAAUGCCAUCGAUAACUAUCGAUAAUUACCGAUAGUUUGACAACUAGAACCAGAUGAAGAAAAACAACAAAAUGUUGCUCCCGUUGUGGACAGGAACAAUAGUUAAAAGUUUAUUCGCACACAUAAUUCGCACUUAGGCGAAAUCUUGUCGUUGUCCGUAUAAGGUAGAGUGAGCGAAAAUGAGUAUCCCUCAAUUUUCUAACGAUUUUAAUGAGGAUUUCAUGUGAAAGCAAACAAUCAUCGAAUUCUCUUUAAACAAAGUCUAGGCCAAUAUAUUUUUUCAGUUCUGGCAUCAUUGUGGAGUAUAAAUGCCAAUGCGAGAAAAAUAUCAAUAACUAUCGAUAACGCGGAAAGCUUAACGAUUCUAUCGAUAGCCGGCAACUAUCGAUACUAUCGAUAAUUAUCGAUAGGUUUCCCAUCCCUAUUUGGGAUCAUUUUCUAGAAAAGGCCAAGUUCUGGCCAUUAGAAGCAGUUUUCGGCGAUUCUGAAUUUGGGAUCAGUUUCUAUUUUAGCCUUUUCUGGCCUUUAGACUCACUUUUCAGUGAUUCUGAGCACAAUUUGGAAUCAUUUUCCAUUUUGGCCUUAAUUUGGGAUCAUUUUCCAUUUUGGUCUUCAGAAGCACGUUUCGGCGAUUCUGAGCUCAAAUUGGGAUCAUUUACUAUUUUGGCCUUUAAAAGGGUUUUUCGGCCAUUCUGAGCUUAAUUUGGGAUCAUUUUGUAUUUCGGCCUUUUUCAGGCUUUUAGAAGCCCUUUUCAGCGAUUCUAUCAUUUUCUAUUUUGUUUUUUUCUGGCCUCUAGAAGGAAGCAUUUGAUAAUCGACAUCGUAAAUGCAACCAAUUUCAAGUUAUUUUGAAUUUGAGUUAGAAAAAAUAGAAAAUAAACAUUAAAUUAUACAAUAAAGUUGAGUAGAACCUAUGCCAGAAUGCAUACGCCGUUUAAGAAAAUUACUCUCGAGUCCAGAAGAUGUCUUCAUCUGGAAAAAAUACUCAGUUUGCUAAGCCGAAUACGUGUGCAAAGUUUCAUUCAAAUCAAAGCUGAGUCAUUUGGCGACAUCCGGGUGAGAAGCCUAAAUCUAAAAAGAAGCAAGAAGGCAAACAGGUGAAUCAGUGUGUUAGUUGUUUGUGACAUAGACGUAAUUCCUUUUUUUGGUUGAAAUUGUUUCCUUCUUUAAAACCCCUUUUCUCCUGUGUGUGAGAUGAGGUUACCAAAUUGGCAAUACAAAAUUGUGAUCGGCAGCAUUUCCCUUCGUGUCGUGUGUAACAAAACAAAAACAAAGAACGCAGCCAGAUUGUCGUCGGUUGGGAAAUGGCUGCCCCCUCGGAAAUUGGCUGUCAAAAUUGUGCUACUAGCAGAGGGAGCAAACGCUAGAAGAAAAAAAAACUUAGUCUUAUUGCAGAAUCAAAAUUCAACAAGCAUUGUGAUACGAAUCGGCUUAAUAUUAAUUCACGCGAAACCAAGCGAGCGCAGCAAAACUUUAUUUGUUAAUUGUUCUGUGAAAUUACGUUGGUAAAAUCGAAACUAACGAGAAGAAAAAAAAAACUUUCGGCUUUACGUUCGGGAUACCAAUUAGAUAAGGUGUAAACAAAAUGGUGCUUUGAUAUUAGGAAGGAAAACCACAAACACACAUACACUAACAUACAUAUGUUCAUGUUCACGGUGAACGCUCUAUUGUUUUUAAAUGCUAUGAGAAAAUGAAUACAGUUUUUGUAUAUAUUUUUGUUACCUUUUUCUCGAGAUGAAAAAAAAGUCCAGGAAACUCAUGUUUACCAAUUUCCCUCUAAAAAGCAGAAAACAAAAAAUAUUGAUGUGUGAACAUAGUCAUUAAUCAUCAUCGGAGGUAAGCUACAACAAUAAAAAAAAGGAAUCGUAUAUACAUCCAACACAAUAAGAAAAAUGAUAUGUAUGUAUUUUCUGUCCAAAUUUACAUAUAUACAUUGAGGGAGGAAGUGCGAAGCUAAAAAUAAACUUUUCAGAAGACAACAAAAAAAAACACUAAGGAUAUAUAUGAAACUUUAUAUUUUCAUGAAAUGUCUAAAUGUGAUAUAGGUUAUACUAUGAAGAAAAAAAAUUAAACAAAAACGCGCGAUGAUGCAUUAAAAAUAUGAACAACUAAUUUUAAUUUUUAGGAUGCUAAAACAAAAUGAACUGGAGUAUAUUUAGGUAUCUUUUAUAAUCGAAAUUAGAAACUCGAGUACACACACACACACUUGAGAGAAAUCAUCAUCUUCAGAGCGAGUAUAAACAAAAAUUCGAGAUACGAGACACGAGUGGAACCAUAAAAAAAACUGAAGGACUAUUUAGAAGUACCGAAAUUAUAUACAACCAAAAAUCAAAACUAAACAAGAACAAAAAAAAACAAAUCAUAAAAAAACAUAUGGAUUAGUAAACUUUGUGGUCCAAAAGAAGAGAAAAACUAAACUAAACAGGUUUUGUAGAGAGAAAACAAGAAUAAUUCAAACAUCACCUUUCGAAAAGCGACGAUCGAUGAAAUAACCUACACUAGCGGAGAUCACAUAUUGCGAGACACGAUUAAUGACUUUAUCAUCACAGCUCUAGUAUCGAUUUUGGUCACUAGCGAAGUACUAGAGAUCCUAGCAAGACGAAUGGAAGAAAACAAAAAUACAAUCCCCAAGAAAGAAAAAAAAACUUUCAGUGCAAAUGUAGAGCAGCUUAGAAAAGGCAAUCUGUUUCAACUUUUAAAUUUCCUUUUUCGGUAUUUACUGUUUCUCAGUUAGUAUUUCAACCAACAAAAAACAAUAGCCAUGCAAACAAAACACUUUAACACAAGUACACAGACACACAUACACGAGUUCACCACCACCACCACCAGUAAUAACCAGCAAGCGACAGAGGCAAGGUUUUAAUUUUCCACCACCACCAAUCAAAGCAAAGCGUAUUUCAGAAAUAGCCAAUAGACAAUUACACAAACACACCCACUUAAAAAUAGUAAUAACAACAACCAACAACAGCAGCAGCAGCCAACCAGGUAUAAGUUUCUUAUACUGAACAGAUAAAUACAGAUACAGAACAGCUAAUUUGCCACAGGAUUAAUCUUAACCGAACAACAAUAGCAGAAAAUAAACAAACAAACAGCGACAGUGGAGCUCUGCGUGUCGUGUAUGGAUUGCAUUUUCACCGGCACACACACACACUUUUAAACGUAAGCAUUCCACCACCACAAAAAGGUAAACGCGCAUUUAUAAAGGGGCGGAAAAAAGUACUAGCAGCAAAAAAAAAACAAAACAACAAUUCAGGGAGACAGACGACCGCCGCGAACGUCAAAAAUUAACAUCACAUUCCUCUAACGCAAACUCAUCAAUACACACACACGUGUGUGUGUGUGUGUGUGUGUGUGAGUGUGAAUGUGAGAAGUGCCGAUCAGCAGAGCUUCGCUACUAUUAUUUUGAGCAACCGUCUCUUGCUGAAAGCAAAAAAAAAAAACAAACAGCGAGAGAGAGCGUAAGAGAGAACGGUAAAACGGAGUCUACUUUGUUUUUUCGUAUUUUCACAUCGUAAUGACAGGUUAGCUUUGCUUUUACUGCAUAAUACCAAAAAGUUAGGAUGAAAAACAAAAAUAGCAGAGAAAAACUGGUUAUUUUUGAAUCUUUUUUUUUCGAGUUUUCGUUUUUACUUUAUUUCCUAUAACUAUGCAGUGCAGACUACACGAACGAGUCAUUCCAAAAACGAAAAUCUAAUGAACAUACAUAUGAAACGGAACAGAAGAAACUAGAAAGGGAAGAAUAUUGAUUAAUUUCAUGAUUGUUACGUUUUGAUAUUUACUCUAUUUUCUAGAAAGCUCAUAUUUUUCAUAAACUUACUCUUUAGUUCAUGUUUUUGUGUCUAUUUUCUCUUUUUAUCACUAUUAUUAUAAUUUUUUUAACUCUAUCAUAAGAGCAUUAUUGAUUUUACAAAAAGACAAAGUUAUAUUUUUUCGCGAUAAGUACGAAACCGUUUGUUUUAGGAGUACUAAUAAUCACCUAGCAGCUUUAAGCGUACACUUUCAUGUUGUCUUCUUCCUAAGUUUGAAGGUUGAUGCGAAGCUCGUUCGCAUUCGUAAAGUUUAUGUUAGUUAAGUUUCCUUUACAUUGUGCUCUGAAAUGCCUCAUGGAUGCGCAUCAAUGGUGUGCGAAUCCAGCCCCGUUUAAGUUUAAGCAGCUCGUAGAAGAAAUAAAUCAAUAUUCUCAACACGAUGUUCACACAACACGCAGAAACGGAAAGCAUUUUAUACUUAACCCGAGUCCUGUGCGUGCAGGCGAAUCCCGGUGCCCAGUCAGGCCCGGCCAAGAGAUUCUUUUACGCGCAACACUGGACGAAAAGAAGACGCGUUGCCAGAGGAACGAGUUAAACAAAAAAGGCAUAUGAGUUAUCAGCAACGUAAGCGAAGAAAGAAAAAUAUAAAUGUAAAAUAUUGUAAGCAAAGCAGAAACAAUAGAAAUAAAUUUAUUGAUCAAAGUAAAAACAAAAAAAACAGAUAGUAGGAUUUAUCAGCAAGAAAGGCGUAACAAUAAGGAUGACUAGUAAUACAACUCUAUAAACAAGACAGUAAAUAAAAUCGCUUCAAUCAUACAACCGUUAGUUUCUUUGGUUUUCUUUUUGCAAUUGUAUCGUUUACUUGUACAUACAGCAUAGCUAAAGCAAGUUCAAUAGGUUACGAUUUGUUGUUGUUUUGAGUCCCAAGUUCUGUUUUCUUUUUUACCUCUUAACACUCACCCGAAAACCAGAAUCAGAUUCGUGCGUUCACCGUUAAAAUCCGCAAGCAGCGAUUGUAAAUACAGCCGAGGGGCAAACCUUUUGAUUUUUUUUGUCCUUCUCACAAACUGCAGUAAUAGAACCGUUGUAAUUGGUAUAACACAGAUUGAUAAUUUUCUUCAACGCAAUUCAUAAGCAAAAUCAGCAUUAAUAAAUACAAUUACUAAUUGCAAUAAAACCGAGAGGAAAAAAAUACGAUUCGAAAUAUCUCUUGCAGCAACCAUGUAAACAGGAAAAAAAUAAUAAAUGAAAAAAGUAAACAAAAAAAAGCAGAUCACUACUUACAAUAGAAAACCAGCAAGAAAAUACAAUUUUAAGGAAAUAGUCCAGUUACAAUCCAAGCAGGCUUUCGACAGAAACAAAAUCAACCGCAUGAAAACCGGUGAUGAUGAUUAUGACGAAGAAAACCCAAACGAACGAAAAAAAGCGAAGAAUCAGACCACCAGGCAAGACAACAACAAUCCUGAUUUGAAGUAAAAUAAACCAACAGCAACAACAACAGAAGGAAACUCACUCACACGCAGACACACACAGAUACAAACACGGAAACACCGGAACAGUUACACACACACUCACACACAGACUGGAAAAAAAUAUAGAGUAACAAUCCAUAGCCACUUUUUUCUAUCAUUUGUUUUGGCGAACGUUGCAACCCAAAACGGGCACAAACAACAACAUAAAGUGGAAUAAAACGCGUCUCGAAGGGUCCGAUCUUUUUCUGUUGAAUAAAAGGAGGCUUUUUUGAUUUUUUUUCUUCUAAAUCACACACGGCCAGUGCGUGCGCCCAAGAAUCGAUCAAGGCCCUAAAUGUUGUGCCAGUUUAUGUUAUAAGAAACGCAUGCAAAGCCAAGCGGGGAAAAAGGAAAAAAACUUACACUAGAGGUAAUAUUAGCGUGAUGGACCCCUGGGGGCAAGUCUCCCGGAUUCUUUCUAGACACACGCAGUAGGCGUAGAUUAAAAAAUGCUGGACGAAAUUCACCGCAGAAGGAAAAGGGAAAAAGCAGCAGCAGCAGCAGCAGGUUCGAAGUGGGUUUGUCAUUUUUUCUUUUUUUUUGUACAGAAAACGAAAUGUUUCAAUCAAAGUGUCGGGAUCAGUAGCAAGCAAAUUAAUUCGUUAUUAUUUUAGCCAUAGUUUAACUGCUAGGUGUAAGAAUGAAGCCAAUGGUUACAAUGUAAGGUCUAGUAGUAAGGCGUAUGAACAUAUAUAAAUACUAUUAUAUUUUUUUAAUUUGUUAAGCAAUAUUAAUUUCACGUCACAAGAGGAAGUACAACGGAGCGAAACUUCUGUUGAGAUGUUAUUUUUCUACUGAGUAGCAUUUAAACAAACAAAAAAGGGUGUCGGAUAGAUUAUUCAUACGGUCACACUCUCACAGUCUGACAGACGCAAAUCCACCGCCCGGGUUACAACGUUAUUCACGAACACUAUCUCAAACAGUCAAAAAAAAACAGACAAGCAAUAACCAGCAAACAGUUUCAAACAGAUGCAAUACAUUUUUGAGUUCGAACCCCGUUUAGUUCUCAGUCUUACAACCGGAAAUCAAAAAUCUAAAAAAAAACACAACCAGAAAGUUCAGAAGAGUCGAAAGAAAGUCCAAAAUUGCUAACCAGACAAAAAAAGAAGACUGAAACCACCUUAGAACGCUUUUAAAUUCUGACGAAAAGAAGCAAAACAAAAAACUGCGAGAAAUCUUUUUCAAUUCAUUUUUUUAAAGAGAGAAAAAAAUCAUUUUGGGACCAACACCUCAAAAAUCAGCUUCUAUACGGUUCUUUCAGAUCUAAUUCAGAGAAGAAGAGAAAAGCAUGUCCCAAACAUGUAGAAGCCAACCAAGAAAAAUAAAAGUUCGAAAAAUGAUAACUUCAAUGCCUUUUAUGUAUGACAGCUGCAGUCUAUUCUGAAGCAGAAAAAAAACACACACACUCGAAACUCGAAAAUUUACAUGUAAGCAAACUUACAAGGUCACCCCUGGUAAACAGAAGAGAGAAGAAAAAAAACGAAGAAAUAUGAGUAGAACAAAUACCUGACCGCGCACACACUCACACACUCUUCAAACAGACGUGUGUAAAAAAACAAAGCACCAGUAAAGCAGAACAUUCUGAAAAAAAAACUGGACAAGAAAAUCACAUAGUAUAAAACUGGAAAGGAUUGUUAUCACCGAAAAAAAAACCGGAAGAGCUUUUCUUCCGAACCGCGAGCUCCUAGCAUGCAGGAGAGAGAAAGAAAGAAAAAAAAAUACAGAAACGUAAACAACCGCAUCUCGAUGCAAACUAACAGUCUCACAUCAACAAAAACACACACUAACAUGAACACACACUGACACAGAUAUGAACAUUGUUCGCACGUAACGUUCCGUUUGGGAGCCCCAAAGAUGAUGGCAAGUAAAUGAAGAAGAAACGAAUCCACACAUACACAGACAAACAAAACCACACACACACACAAACACAAGCAGAAGGUGAAAUCGUGAGUAAGACAGCCGAUAAAUCUUGAAUGGGAAUAUAAUUCAACAAGAAUAUAAUUAUUAUUGUAAUAUAUUUAUAAUGUGAAUUUGGAAUAUAACCAGUAUUUAUUAUACUGUAAUAAAAAUAUAUUUAAAAAUA